Molecule: messenger RNA, 4758 nt
Organism: Closterium sp. Naga37s-1
Lineage: Eukaryota; Viridiplantae; Streptophyta; Zygnematophyceae; Desmidiales; Closteriaceae
Source: the annotation of a GenBank genome assembly
AUGAUGCACCAUUCGGCAGUGUGCUGCAGGGAUGGCAGUGUGCUGCAGGGAUGGCAGUGUGCUGCAGGGAUGGCAGUGUGCUGCAGGGAUGGCAUGCCACUUUUUUGUCUCUUGGGGAUGUUGCUCCUGCCUCGCCCUCUUGUCUCUCCUGCCUCGCCCUCUUGUCUCUCCUGCCUCGCCCUCUUGUCUCUCUGCACACUCCUUAUACCCCUUCAUUUCCCCCCUUCGUUCUCCUUUUCGUUUCCUCGCUCGCUGCGUCCUCCCCUCGCCAGCGGUGCUGCUGGAAACUUCCUCAUAGGAUCCGUGCCUGCGCUGGCCCCCGGAGUGGUCAGACUGGAUCUGCGAAACAACUACCUCACAGACAUGCCAUCGGCGGCCUACCAAUGGUGUGGCGGCACGUCCAACUGCCUCGUGGCGCCCACCAAGUGCACCACCAGCAGCACGGCUCAGCGGCCUGUGGCGGAAUGUGCCAUCUGCGGCACCACCAACGGCAUAGGCCCCAUCUGCCCUGCCACGGGAGGGGUGUGCGCUAUGUCAGCGACUGCCAACGUUGCUUCCGGCGCCGCCAAUACGUUGAGCCCGGCCUCCCUCCGGAUGUACUGCCUGUUCCCGCCUCCGCCUAUCAAGGAUAGCGCAGCCAUGCUGGCCCUCAAGGCGUCGCUGGGCAUCACUCUGACCACGUGGGAUGGCACUGUGCCGUGCAAAGUCGUGGGGCAGACCACUAUGGCCACCGUGUGGACUGGCGUGCUCUGUGACAUGACUGGCACAUACCGGAUGGCUGUGAGCUUCUUUUGCAGCGCUCCCCUCUCCCCCCUGCCUCGCUCUCUCGUCGUGUGUGCCCACCCGUCAUCCGGCCUUCUCCCCCCCCUGGCUGCUCUCUCCCGUGGGCUGGGCAGCAGCGUUGUGUGCAACUACCUGAUAGGCACCGUGCCCGCGCUCUCCGCCGGGCUGCUCACGUUGGACCUGCAACUCAACUUCCUCACGGACUUGCCAGCAGCCGCCUACUUAUGGUGUGGCGCCACGUCCAACUGCCUCGUCACGCCCUCCAAGUGCGCCACCCUCUCCACCGUUCAGAGGCCCCUGGCGGAUUGUGCCUUCUGCGGCACCACCAACGGCGUCGCUCCCUUCUGCUCCGCGGAGGGAGGAGUGUGUAGCGUGGACGCAUCUACAGCCGUGGCGGCGGGCAGCGUGAACGGGCCAUCGACGACCCCGGUCCCUUGGAUAUGCGUGGGCGUGAAGGUUGCGUUUAUGAAAGAUGCCACAGCCAUGCUGGCCCUCAAGUCCUCGCUGGGCGUCACUCAAACCACGUGGGCAUCCACCUCUUCGCUCUGCACGGUCCAGGGGAAGAGCACCACCUACACAACCUGGGCUCGCGUCUUCUGUGACACCACUGGCACUGUCGUGAGCAUCAACAUGUAUAGCAAUCUCUUAUUCUACCGCCUCGAUGCCUUCACCACUCACCUUCGCUCCCUACCAGCGCUGGCCGACAUUGUGCUGCAGGGAUGGCAUGCCAUUUUUUUGUCUCUUGGGGAUGUUGCUCCUGCCUCGCCCUCUUGUCUCUCCUGCCUCGCCCUCUUGUCUCUCUGCACACUCCUUAUACCCCUUCAUUUCCCCCCUUCGUUCUCCUUUUCGUUUCCUCGCUCGCUGCGUCCUCCCCUCGCCAGCGGUGCUGCUGGAAACUUCCUCAUGGGAUCCGUGCCUGCGCUGGCCCCCGGAGUGGUCAGACUGGAUCUGCGAAACAACUACCUCACAGACAUGCCAUCGGCGGCCUACCAAUGGUGUGGCGGCACGUCCAACUGCCUCGUGGCGCCCACCAAGUGCACCACCAGCAGCACGGCUCAGCGGCCUGUGGCGGAAUGUGCCAUCUGCGGCACCACCAACGGCAUAGGCCCCAUCUGCCCUGCCACGGGAGGGGUGUGCGCUAUGUCAGCGACUGCCAACGUUGCUUCCGGCGCCGCCAAUACGUUGAGCCCGGCCUCCCUCCGGAUGUACUGCCUGUUCCCGCCUCCGCCUAUCAAGGAUAGCGCAGCCAUGCUGGCCCUCAAGGCGUCGCUGGGCAUCACUCUGACCACGUGGGAUGGCACUGUGCCGUGCAAAGUCGCGGGGCAGACCACUAUGGCCACCGUGUGGACUGGCGUGCUCUGUGACAUGACUGGCGCGGUCGUCAGCAUCGCUCCCCUCUCCCCCCUGCCUCGCUCUCUCGUCGUGUGUGCCCACCCGUCAUCCGGCCUUCUCCCCCCCCUGGCUGCUCUCUCCCGUGGGCUGGGCAGCAGCGUUGUGUGCAACUACCUGAUAGGCACCGUGCCCGCGCUCUCCGCCGGGCUGCUCACGUUGGACCUGCAACUCAACUUCCUCACGGACUUGCCAGCAGCCGCCUACUUAUGGUGUGGCGCCACGUCCAACUGCCUCGUCACGCCCUCCAAGUGCGCCACCCUCUCCACCGUUCAGAGGCCCCUGGCGGAUUGUGCCUUCUGCGGCACCACCAACGGCGUCGCUCCCUUCUGCUCCGCGGAGGGAGGAGUGUGUAGCGUGGACGCAUCUACAGCCGUGGCGGCGGGCAGCGUGAACGGGCCAUCGACGACCCCGGUCCCUUGGAUAUCCGUGGGCGUGAAGGUUGCGUUUAUGAAAGAUGCCACAGGUGCGCAGGGGGGAGUGGGCACGUACAGUACAGGCAAUGUUGAUGCAUGUUCAAUUAGGGCGUAUGAGAAACGGGGCUGUCACGGUGUAGCGGCGUUGUCCGAUGAGCGCGGUGGGUGCCCCUUGGGGCUGUGGUGCCCCUUGGGGGGCUGUGGUGCCCCUGUGGUGCCCCUUGGGCUCCUUGGCCUUCCCCCGCACCCUGCCUCCACUUGCCCAUGCGCUCCUUGCCCCUCCCCCACUCCUCCCGCUGCUCGCCUGGCUGUCCAUUUCCCCGCGCCUUUCCCCGCGUGUCCCCUGCAGCCAUGCUGGCCCUCAAGUCCUCGCUGGGCGUCACUCAAACCACGUGGGCAUCCACCUCUUCGCUCUGCACGGUCCAGGGGAAGAGCACCACCUACACAACCUGGGCUCGCGUCUUCUGUGACACCACUGGCACUGUCCAACAUGUAUAGCAAUCUCUUAUUCUACCGCCUCGAUGCCUUCACCACUCACCUUCGCUCCCUACCAGCGCUGGCCGACAUUGUGCUGCAGGGAUGGCAUGCCAUUUUUUUGUCUCUUGGGGAUGUUGCUCCUGCCUCGCCCUCUUGUCUCUCCUGCCUCGCCCUCUUGUCUCUCUGCACACUCCUUAUACCCCUUCAUUUCCCCCCUUCGUUCUCCUUUUCGUUUCCUCGCUCGCUGCGUCCUCCCCUCGCCAGCGGUGCUGCUGGAAACUUCCUCAUGGGAUCCGUGCCUGCGCUGGCCCCCGGAGUGGUCAGACUGGAUCUGCGAAACAACUACCUCACAGACAUGCCAUCGGCGGCCUACCAAUGGUGUGGCGGCACGUCCAACUGCCUCGUGGCGCCCACCAAGUGCACCACCAGCAGCACGGCUCAGCGGCCUGUGGCGGAAUGUGCCAUCUGCGGCACCACCAACGGCAUAGGUCCCAUCUGCCCUGCCACGGGAGGGGUGUGCGCUAUGUCAGCGACUGCCAACGUUGCUUCCGGCGCCGCCAAUACGUUGAGCCCGGCCUCCCUCCGGAUGUACUGCCUGUUCCCGCCUCCGCCUAUCAAGGAUAGCGCAGCCAUGCUGGCCCUCAAGGCGUCGCUGGGCAUCACUCUGACCACGUGGGAUGGCACUGUGCCGUGCAAAGUCGUGGGGCAGACCACUAUGGCCACCGUGUGGACUGGCGUGCUCUGUGACAUGACUGGCACAUACCGGAUGGCUGUGAGCUUCUUUUGCAGCGCUCCCCUCUCCCCCCUGCCUCGCUCUCUCGUCGUGUGUGCCCACCCGUCAUCCGGCCUUCUCCACCCCCUGGCUGCUCUCUCCCGUGGGCUGGGCAGCAGCGUUGUGUGCAACUACCUGAUAGGCACCGUGCCCGCGCUCUCCGCCGGGCUGCUCACGUUGGACCUGCAACUCAACUUCCUCACGGACUUGCCAGCAGCCGCCUACUUAUGGUGUGGCGCCACGUCCAACUGCCUCGUCACGCCCUCCAAGUGCGCCACCCUCUCCACCGUUCAGAGGCCCCUGGCGGAUUGUGCCUUCUGCGGCACCACCAACGGCGUCGCUCCCUUCUGCUCCGCGGAGGGAGGAGUGUGUAGCGUGGACGCAUCUACAGCCGUGGCGGCGGGCAGCGUGAACGGGCCAUCGACGACCCCGGUCCCUUGGAUAUGCGUGGGCGUGAAGGUUGCGUUUAUGAAAGAUGCCACAGGUGCGCAGGGGGGAGUGGGCACGUACAGUACAGGCAAUGUUGAUGCAUGUUCAAUUAGGGCGUAUGAGAAACGGGGCUGUCACGGUGUAGCGGCGUUGUCCGAUGAGCGCGGUGGGUGCCCCUUGGGGCUGUGGUGCCCCUUGGGGGGCUGUGGUGCCCCUUGGGCUCCUUGGCCUUCCCCCGCACCCUGCCUCCACUUGCCCAUGCGCUCCUUGCCCCUCCCCCACUCCUCCCGCUGCUCGCCUGGCUGUCCAUUUCCCCGCGCCUUUCCCCGCGUGUCCCCUGCAGCCAUGCUGGCCCUCAAGUCCUCGCUGGGCGUCACUCAAACCACGUGGGCAUCCACCUCUUCGCUCUGCACGGUCCAGGGGAAGAGCACCACCUACACAACCUGGGCUCGCGUCUUCUGUGACACCACUGGCACUGUCGUGAGCAUGUGA